AUGAUAAUUGAUAACUCUAAACUCAAUAUUGGAGCAAUAAAGACGUACCGAAUGUAUAAGGAGAAGGUUGGUGGUUAUGAAAAUGUUGGAGCAACUGUUGGCGACUUCAAAAACUUUGCACGGGAUGUUAGAGCAUACAUUAUUGGAGAACAUGAUGCUGAUAUGUUUAUAAGCACCUUAAGUAGACAAAAGGAGAUGAAUAGUGGAUUUUUCUUUGACUAUGUAGCUAAUGCGAAAGAAGGUUUGCAUAGAGUGUUUUGGGCCGAUGCUUUGUGUAGGAGAAAUUACUUUGCUUUUGGAGAUGUUGUCUCGUUUGAUGCUACGUAUGGAACAAACAUGUACAACUUGGUAUUCUGCCCAUUUACAGGGAUUGACCAUCAUAAAAGGUCUGUGAUUUUUGGUGCUGCUUUGACAUCAAGAGAGAAUGACAAUUCUUUUGUGUGGGUUUUUGAAAAAUUCAAACAAGCUAUGGGCAAUAAGGAACCAAACUUUAUUAUCACUGACCAGGAUCCUGCAAUGAAGAAAGCUUUCCCAAAAGUAUUCAAUGAUGCACAACAAAAAUUCUGCAUGUGGCAUAUUAUGGGAAAACUUACUGACAAGGUGGGGAAAGGGAAAGACAUACAGAUUACAAACUCAACUGAUACAGAAGGGUUAGAAGAGUCGGAACCUAAUGACAUGGUGGGGAUAGCUGGAAGAAAUAAAGAAAAAGAUUUCCUCAAGAAGAUAAAUGCUUGUGUUUGGGAUAAAGAAUUAGAGCCACAAGAGUUUGUUGAUAAGUGGAAUGAAGUCAUACAAGAAUUCAAUCUGCAGCAAAAUAAGUGGCUUAAUGACAUAUUCAACAUAAAGGAGUCUUGGAUCCCAACAUAUUUCAAAGAGAAACCAAUGGCUGGCUUAAUCCGCACAACACAAAGAUCAGAGAGCCAGAAUAGUUUUUAUGGUAAUUUCAAUAGUCCAUGUGCUACAUUGGUUGAGUUCUGGUUGCGUUUCCAAACGGCUGUACAAUAA
This is a messenger RNA of Beta vulgaris subsp. vulgaris (sugar beet), 1005 nucleotides long. Its product is annotated as protein FAR-RED IMPAIRED RESPONSE 1-like. The record is from RefSeq and is a predicted model, not a curated record. Gene Ontology annotation, biological process: regulation of DNA-templated transcription. The transcript is spliced from 2 exons. NCBI's taxonomy places the organism in Eukaryota, Viridiplantae, Streptophyta, Magnoliopsida, Caryophyllales, Amaranthaceae. Bases 1 to 1005 code for a protein of 334 amino acids.